Molecule: messenger RNA, 2137 nt
Organism: Brassica napus (rape)
Lineage: Eukaryota; Viridiplantae; Streptophyta; Magnoliopsida; Brassicales; Brassicaceae
Product: hsp70-Hsp90 organizing protein 3
Exons: 6
Coding region: 128-1813 (561 amino acids)
Molecular function (GO): Hsp90 protein binding
Source: RefSeq, a predicted model, not a curated record
GAAAUUUCGAGAACCCUCUCGUCGUCUCUCCCGGUCGCUCACCAUACUCAGUUCUCCUCUCUCUUUUUAAGCUUUCGCCAACAUCGAAGAUGCCACACAACACUAAUAGCAUUCGAUUCCAUCGUCAAUGGCAGAAGAAGCAAAAUCAAAAGGAAACGCCGCCUUCUCCUCCGGCGAUUACGCCGCCGCAAUCACCCACUUCACCGAAGCAAUCAACCUCUCCCCAACCAACCACAUCCUCUACUCGAACCGAUCCGCCGCCUACGCAUCCCUCCACCGCUACGCCGAAGCACUAUCCGACGCCAAGAAAACCAUAGAGCUCAAACCGGACUGGGCCAAAGGGUACAGCCGAUUAGGCGCGGCAUACAUGGGCCUAUCUCAGUACAAAGAAGCAGCCGAUGCGUAUAAGAAAGGCUUAGAGGUUGAUCCGAGUAACGAGACGUUGAAGUCGGGGUUAGCCGACGCGUCGAGACCUCGCGGGCCAUCGUCGAAUCCGUUCGUUGAGGCGUUCCAAGGGGAGGAGAUGUGGGCGAAGCUGACGGCGGAUCCGGGGACUAGGGUUUAUUUGCAGCAGCCUGAUUUCGUGAAGACGAUGCAGGAGAUUCAGAAGAACCCUAAUAAUCUUAAUUUGUACAUGAAGGAUAAGAGAGUGAUGCAGGCGUUGGGUGUUUUGUUGAGUGUUAAGUUUGGUGGUGCGAAGGGUGAAGACACGGAGAUGAAAGAGGCUGAGCCGGUGAAGAAGGUUGAACCGGAGCCUGAGCCGGAGCCGGAGCCUAUGGAGUUGACGGAGGAGGAGAGGGAGAAGAAAGAGAGGAAGGAGGAGGCGAAGAAGGAGAAAGAGCAAGGAAACGCUGCCUACAAGAAGAAGGAGUUUGAGAAGGCUAUUGAACAUUAUAGUAAGGCGAUGGAGCUUGACGAUGAGGACAUUUCCUAUCUCACGAACCGUGCUGCCGUUUAUCUUGAGAUGGGAAAGUAUGAGGAGUGCAUUCAAGACUGUGACAAGGCUGUUGAGAGAGGCAGAGAGCUUCGUUUUGACUUCAAGAUGAUAGCAAAAGCUUUGACUAGGAAAGGUUCUGCGCUGGUGAAGAUGGCGAAAUGCUCAAAGGACUUUGAACCUGCGAUCGAGACUUUUCAAAAAGCGCUUACAGAACAUCGGAAUCCUGAUACGUUGAAGAAACUAAACGAUGCUGAGAAAGCUGAGAAAGAGCUGGAGCAACAGGAGUACUUUGAUCCUAAGGUAGCCGAGGAGGAGCGUGACAAAGGUAAUGGAUUUUUUAAAGAGCAAAAGUAUCCAGAGGCGGUGAGGCACUAUUCAGAAGCAAUCAAAAGAAACCCAAAGGACGUGAGGGCGUACAGCAACAGAGCUGCUUGUUACACCAAGCUAGGAGCUUUACCAGAGGGAUUGAAAGAUGCGGAGAAAUGCAUUGAGCUUGACUCUAGCUUCACCAAAGGAUACAGUCGGAAAGGAGCUAUUCAGUUUUUCAUGAAGGAGUACGACAAAGCCAUGGAGACGUAUCAAGAAGGGCUGAAGCAUGAUCCUAAGAACCAGGAGUUGCUCGAUGGUGUUAGAAGAUGUGUGGAGCAGAUCAACAAAGCGAACCGCGGUGACCUGACACCAGAAGAAUUGAAGGAGAGACAAGCAAAGGCGAUGCAAGAUCCAGAAGUUCAGAACAUAUUGUCUGAUCCGGUGAUGAGACAGGUACUGGUUGAUUUCCAAGAGAACCCAAAAGCGGCACAAGAGCAUAUGAAGAACCCAAUGGUGAUGAACAAGAUACAGAAGCUGGUUAGUGCUGGUAUUGUUCAGGUUCGGUAGAUUGGUUAUUCUGAAACCGGAUUCAAAGUCAAAUUUAUAUCCAAGUUCCUACGGUGUUGUAUCGGAUAACUUGGUUUCUGAUCUGCUUUGGGUCAUGUUUUGUGAGUUAUUAUUGAGUUGUGUUCUCUUAUUUUUUCUCUUUUCUUUUUUUUUUUGGUCAAAAUUUGUUCUCUUUAUCUUAUUUGUGUUUACUUCCUUCGAAUAUUUUCUACAGAGUAUGUGUUCAAGGUUUUAAGUCCAUAAAGCUGUUCCUCCUAUAGUAUUGUAUCCUGUUGAACUUUGCAUAGAGGCUUUUAAUUAUGUUCCGCUCUAAUUGUUUCAACA